Messenger RNA from Haliotis rubra (blacklip abalone), 2081 nucleotides. RefSeq names its product probable xyloglucan galactosyltransferase GT17. The transcript is spliced from 3 exons. The coding region runs from base 383 to 1747 and encodes 454 amino acids. The record is from RefSeq and is a predicted model, not a curated record. Lineage: Eukaryota; Metazoa; Mollusca; Gastropoda; Lepetellida; Haliotidae. Gene Ontology annotation, molecular function: glycosyltransferase activity.
UAGUAAGGGUACGACACGAUCUAUUGAAACACGCCUGACCUUGACCUGAUUAGCUCUUUCAUAGGGUCACCCCUACAGGGAGUUAGACAUGUGGGACAGUAGGAACGUUGGAAGGUGUCAUACACAACCCAGACUUAACUAAUCUAACGUGUCUACAUUGAACAUGGUUCGAGCUGGAGAAAGCAGACCAAAUUGGAACUCGCGAUCCUAGCAUCCUGAAACAUCUAAGGGGUGAAACUCUGCACACCGAAAAGCGGGGUUUUAGACGAUCUGGAAUAUAGAAAGGUGGAGUUAUCAUACCCUGGAUAAGAUACACUUUCACCAUUCGUGAUUGUCAAGGUGAAGGUUACGCAUCAGUAUUUUCAUCUCCCGUAAAACGACAAUGUUCAUCUCCAGGAGAGCAAAGAAGAGACUGCUGUUGGUGGCUCUAGUCGCCCUCAUUGGUGGAGUCCUCUAUGUCAAUUUGGAAGAGGUAGAAAUAACUGUGUUGAAGGGAGACAUUUUCAAGAUUUCCAAUUUGAAAGAAGAUAUUGUGGCCACGUGGACCAGAAUACCAAAGGUGUACAUAUAUUCGUUGCCACCAAAGUUUAACAGAGAUAUUCUGAAUUGUGUGCAGAAUGAAAUGUAUCCAACAUACUGUUUACAUUUACAAAACGGAGGAAUUGGAAAGCUGUUAUACAGGGAAGGGGAGAUGGGAGUAUUUCACACCAAUCAGUUUUCCCUUGAGGUGAUUCUUCACAACCAGCUUCUGCAGAGUCGAUACCGAACGAUGAGUCCAGAGGAAGCCGACAUCUUCUACAUCCCUGCUUACAUGGGGAUAUUGAGAUAUUGUAAAACACCAGAAACCGUCACACAAUUACAAGAGGAGUUGUUCAAGGUCAUACAUUCUAUGCCCUACCUAAGGCAAGGGAAGCCUCACCUCUCAGCACUGGCGAAAAUUGAACGGGAACAAGCAGCACACGACUACCCUUUGCUUCAGAACCCAAACUGUAGAAAUGUGACGUAUGUUGCCAUUGAAAAGGACUUUAACCAGAAGUACAGAAAGUUUCUAGGUCUUGAGAACCAGAGAAUUAUAGUGGCUCCCUACCCAUCGUAUGUGCAUCUGUACAACGCUAAAUCAGCUCCACGGGAAAUAUCUUCACCUGGAUUAGGAAAACGAGAGUUACUGAUGUUUAUUGCGGCUGGUGUGAAGUCAAACCAGUUCAGACAAAGAGUUCUGGAUCAGAUGUCUCAUAGAGUUACGGAUGUAAGCUUUGAUCAAAUAGUUGAUGUUUUGAAACAGCAGAAACAGGAAAUGCCCAUCGGGGUCUAUCUGAAUACAGUGGAGUGUCACACUGGUCAUGCGAACAUCACGAUUGGAUGGAUGCAGAAGUCCGUGUUCUGUCUUCAACCUCCUGGAGACUCCCCAACAAGGAAGUCAUUUUAUGACAGUAUUCAAAGUGGAUGCAUUCCAGUCAUUUUCAGAUUUGCUGAUCAGAAUGUGGAAUACCCCUUCCAAAGGGUUUUGAAUUAUACGGAUUUCACAGUGGCAAUUGAUUCAGCACGGAUAGAGCGACAGGAGAAGAUUCAAGACAUUCUAAUUGCGAUUCCGAAGGAGGAGGUCAAAAGACUCCAUCAGAAUGUUCUUAAGGUUGCCAGGAUGUUACAGUACAAUGUCAUCGAAUCUGGCACAAGUGAUCAACCACGUUCUUACAAAGAUGCUCUGGACAUGAUCAUGGAGGAGGUGCAGCACAUGUUUAAUAGCUGACGAUUGAAUAGUAGUAUAGUGAAUACUUUCACGCGCUCUUAGCUUGACUGUAACAAAGGAUAGUGCUUCGCUAGAAUGUUCCAGGCAGGAAUUGCGAGUCAGGGCCCAGCAACAGUAAGAUGCACGGGAUUUAAACGAGUUUUACACAUUUAUUUAGUCUAAAUGAGAGGACUUGAUGAAAAAAUCUGUUUUGCCAUUCAAAUGUCAAAUGAGUCAAUGUUUAACGUUUUAGUCAGACAUAAUUUUGUUAUUGUCGCGAGAAGCUUUUUGUUUUUUCAUUUUAAUAUAUAAUCUGUACCAGAAGUUGGCAGUUCCAAGAGAGCUGAUGAAUUUA